AUGACGCCGCACACAAACUCUGCUGAAGGCGCUCACCAGGCAAACCCUGAAGUUUCGCGCGUCUUCGAUGAUGACAUCAGCAGAUCUAUAAUCACACCCGUCGCUCAUAUCGCAAUGGCUGAGACAGCAAACGAGACAGCCGCAGCUGCGGCUGCAGACCCUCAACCCCCGGUUGUCACUUUCAAAAAGCGUGGCGCAAAGGCCAGUCAGAACAUCCGCAAAAGACCUGCACCGCCUCCCGUAUCGCAAGACGACGAUUCUUCCGACUUUUCCUCCUCUGAAGAUGAAUCGGGUCACAGGAUAAAGCGCAGAAAGAACAAGGGUGCUGGGAUAGUUUCUGCUUCAUCCGCCACAACCAAGCCUGUCGAUCGGGAACCUGCGACCACCGCCACCGGUGAUGGCAAAGUCCAGCUCGCGGAUACAAACGACGCCACAAAGCAUGUCGACUGGUUCGACGAGGAUUCUAAGGAUGCGCGUUCGUCUAAAACUCAAGCUACUUCGAGUGAGCCGCAGAUGCCGGAUGGCACAUAUAAGGGACUGGCGAACCAGACAUCAUUCAUCAAGAAGAAUCCGAAUGCGCCAAACAGAUCAUUUGGACCGAUCAAGGCGGCGACGAAUAUCCGUACCAUAACGGUGACAGAUUAUUCUCCAGAUGUGUGCAAGGAUUACAAGCAGACUGGAUUCUGUGGUUUCGGUGAUAAUUGUAAAUUCCUCCACGAUCGAAGCGACUACAAACAAGGAUGGGAACUUGAUCGAGAGUGGGAGACCGUCACCAAGGGCAAACAAUUGAAGGGAACCGUGGUCGCGAGUGCCGACCGGACAACGACGGAGAACAAGGACGAUGAUGAAGAGGCUAUGCUGGAAGACAUUCCAUUUGCUUGUUUCAUCUGCAAAGGACCAUACAGGGAGCCUAUUGUCACGAAAUGUGGCCACUACUUCUGCGAGCAGUGUGCUUUGCAACGGUACAGGAAGGAUCCAAGCUGUGCAGCCUGUGGAUCCGCCACGAAUGGAUUAUUCAGUACGGCUAAGAGAUUGAAGAAGCUGCUAGAGAGGAAGAGGGAACUUGCGGCGAAGAGGAGACAGGAGGCUAUUGAAGCCGGUGAAGAAGUGAGCGACGAGGAAGACGAAGAAUAA
This is a messenger RNA of Aspergillus luchuensis, 1134 nucleotides long. It is a transcript of the gene CWC24, whose product is annotated as U2-type spliceosomal complex subunit CWC24. Gene Ontology annotation, cellular component: U2-type spliceosomal complex. Gene Ontology annotation, molecular function: metal ion binding. Gene Ontology annotation, biological process: snoRNA splicing. Lineage: Eukaryota; Fungi; Ascomycota; Eurotiomycetes; Eurotiales; Aspergillaceae. The record is from RefSeq and is a predicted model, not a curated record. The transcript has 4 exons. Bases 1 to 1134 code for a protein of 377 amino acids.